Messenger RNA from Lotus japonicus, 1413 nucleotides. RefSeq names its product protein EXORDIUM-like 2. The transcript has a single exon. The coding region runs from base 113 to 1060 and encodes 315 amino acids. Lineage: Eukaryota; Viridiplantae; Streptophyta; Magnoliopsida; Fabales; Fabaceae. The record is from RefSeq and is a predicted model, not a curated record.
UCCAUCAAACAUAUAUAAAGCCAAACUCUAAACACCCAAAACACACAACACACCUCUCUCUCAAAUCUCUAUAUAGCAAUCAACUCUUAUACGUACAUUACAACCAAUUCUAAUGGCUCCUUUAACUCACUCUUUUUUCCUCCUCCUCAUCCUCUUACUAUCUUGCAAACCAAACACUUCACAAGCCAAAUUUCGUUCCCCAAACCGCAAACUAGCUUUGGUACAAGAACAACCACUUGUUCUCAAAUACCACAAAGGCCCACUCUUAAACGGAAACAUCACCCUCCACCUCAUAUGGUACGGUACAUUCACCCCAAAACAACGCUCCAUACUCCUCGACUUCAUCCAAUCACUCUCCGCCACGCGUCACACACCCUCACCCUCCGUUUCAUCCUGGUGGAAAACCACGGAACGCUACAGGGGAGGCCCACGCACGCUCACCGUAGCAGAUCAAACCCUCCACCGGAGCUACUCCCUCGGAAAAUCGCUCAAAAUGAACCACCUGCUCAAACUCGCAUCGAAGGCUAAAUCUCACGCGCCAUCCGCGCGUGGUGGUCACGCGAUUCAUGUUAUCCUCACCUCAGCUGACGUGGCGGUUGAAGAUUUCUGCAUGAACCAGUGUGGGACCCAUGAUUCGGGCGGUGCGGGUCGAAAACGGGUCGCAUACGCUUGGGUUGGUAACCCGGUUACGCAGUGUCCGGGUCAAUGCGCGUGGCCGUUUCACAAACCGAUUUACGGACCCCAAUCGCCGCCGUUGGUUUCGCCGAACGGCGACAUUGGCGUCGAUGGGAUGGUGAUAAACCUGGCAACGGUUCUGGCGGGGACAGUUACGAAUCCGUUUGACAAUGGUUAUUUUCAGGGGCCGGCGACUGCGCCGCUGGAGGCGGUGUCGGCGUGCACCGGGAUUUUCGGGAAAGGGGCGUAUCCGGGUUACCCAGGUAACGUUCUGGUGGAUAAGGCGACGGGUGCUAGCUACAAUGCGGUGGGUGUGCGUGGCCGGAAAUUCUUGUUGCCGGCGAUGUGGGACCCUGUCAGCUCCACCUGCAAGAGCCUCGUGUGAAAUGGUAGUUGAAAAGGAAGCAAGAUUGGUCAUUUGGGUUUUGCAUUUUUUGAAUGAUUUUUCAUUUUUUUUUGGGGUUGAUUGAUACAUUUAACGUGAGUUAAUUUGGAUAAAAAUAUUUUUAUCGAAAUUAAAAAAAAAAUUGGAUAAAAACUAUUUUGCUGAAAUCAUUAUUUUUACAUAAAUAUUUUGCUCACAGUACUUUUAUGUCUUUACUCUUUUAUGUGUAAGAAGUGUAAUGAUUCAUUGACGGUCUACUUUCUUUUGUUACUUGUAAUUGAUGGUUUUAAUUAUGUUUUCUUACAAAAAGCUUGGUACUUGUAAAUUAAAUAUUUAAUUUUGGUUUUUCUUCA